Saimiri boliviensis boliviensis (Bolivian squirrel monkey) is the source of this 4071-nucleotide messenger RNA. It is a transcript of the gene KANK4, whose product is annotated as KN motif and ankyrin repeat domains 4. Gene Ontology annotation, cellular component: cytoplasm; cytoskeleton. The record is from RefSeq and is a predicted model, not a curated record. Gene Ontology annotation, biological process: negative regulation of actin filament polymerization. Lineage: Eukaryota; Metazoa; Chordata; Mammalia; Primates; Cebidae. Gene Ontology annotation, molecular function: protein binding.
GGCUCUGUUGGCAGCUGGCGACGCGGGGCGAAGCCGUGGCUGGUGGCGCCUGGCCAGUCCCGCAUCCGCCGCGGUGGGUGUGUCCGCAGGGGUGCGCCGGGGCCAGGGCCGAGCCCGCCGGCCAGAGGGCGCCUGGAGGGUGUGAGCGCCGCGGACGACCAGGGUGCGCCAGCCUGGGGGUGCGCGCCUGGGACGCGGACUGUGCACCCGGAGGCUGCGUGCGCCCCGAAGCCGGGGUGUGCGCCUAGCUGCCCCGGCCCUGGGCACCGCGGGCCGCCUCGCGCAGGACUUCCGCAGCUCGCCGAGAACUCUCCAACAAGUUUUACAGACUCAUCGGAUGAAGAGUACCUGAGACACUGAGGGUCAGCGCUCCAAAGAUGGAGAAGACAGAUGCCAAAGACCAGUCCUCUCAGGGGGAUGAAGAGAAAGAGCCUCCGAAGAGCCACCCUUACUCUGUGGAGACCCCCUAUGGUUUUCAUUUAGACCUGGACUUCCUCAAGUAUGUGGAUGACAUCGAGAAGGGAAACACCAUCAAAAGAAUUCCUAUCCAUAGAAGGGCCAAGCAGGCCAAGUUUAGCACUUUGCCCCGAAACUUCAGCCUUCCUGACAGUGGGGCUCGCCCCUCUGCGGCCCCGCCCCCCAACAAAUGCUCCCCAGUGGUGCCAAAGACGGCAUCGUGUGGGAUACAGGAACAACCCCAGUCACUGCCUCUUGGUAAUGACCCCCAGGCCUCAACCAGCGCGAGCGAGGUGAGCUACCACAGGAGGGCCCUGUUGGCAGAGGCCACCAGGCAGUUGGAGGCUGCUGAACCAGAGGACAUCGAGCUCACCCCUGGGAGUGGACGGCCCCAGCUGUUGAGAGCCUCCAGCAUGCCCGCCACGCUGCUGCACAGCAGGGCUUCUGAGGAGCCAGGCCUCAGCCCAGGGCCCCCCGCCCCUCCUCCCCUCCCUCCCCUUCAGGGUGAAGGCAGUGUCUGCCAUGGCACCUUUGGUCCCACAGAAGGAUUGGCAGGUUUCCAGAGCUCUAGCCCACAAGCACCAACUUGGAUUCCAGAGCUGGUCCAGAAGGGAGCGGAGCCUCCAGGGGGCAUGGUGAAGGCUCCAAAUCACCUCCCUCUCCCAGGCUCUUCUUCCUCAUUCCAGAACGCACUUGUAGUUCUAGAGGAUGAGGAAGAUGAACACAAAGCCAGAGAAGCAGAGGGGCUGUUCACCCCCGGCUCCCCCACACCAAGCCCUCCGCCUCUGCCGUCACCCAUCCCUGAGAAUGAGCUCCUCCUGGAAGAAAUCGAGCUCAACAUCAGCGAGAUUCCACCCCCGCCCCCUGUGGAGGUGGACGUGAGAAGCAUUGGCAUCAGGGUAACGGAGGAAAGCCUGGGCCUUGCCAGAGUGGAGCCGGGCAGCAUCUCCGUCCUGAAACAGCAGGUCUCGGCCCUGGAGGGAGAGUUGUCUGGGAGAGCCGAGGAACUGGCACAGGUCAGAGCUGCCCUCCAGCAGCAGGAAGAGGAAAUCAAGGCUAGGGAGCAAAGAAUUCGAGAGCUGGAGUGCACCGUAGCCCAGCUGGAAGGACAGCUUCACCAAGAGAACGCCAAAGACGCUCAGGGCCAGGCGGACGCCAUGGUGAACACUGACCCUGUCCGUGGACUCUUGACCAGGGACUUGUGUGACAAGAGCAUUGAGGUCAACCUUCUAGGCAGCAUGGAGUCUGAAAGCUGGGGGCACCGAGGAGAGGACAAUGGCUUCCUGUGGGGGCCAGGCAGUCACAAACAAGGGGACCAGAGCCCAGCAGGACAUGUGCUUCCACCCCCACUGUCACUGCCACAGGGACCCGAGCAGGUCCUCACCCCCUCUGUACAUAGCUUCCUCUCCACUGAACUCAGGAUUGAGGAAGCAGACUCUGAGCAGGAAGGAGGCCCUCAGGGAGAAGCCAGGGGACCAGGGGGCUCUCCGUGGGGCAGCGACAGAAAGACUCCCCCAGCAGGGAGGGAAGAGUCCAGUUCCGAGCUCCCAGGGAAGGAGCACUCGGGAAGGCCACCGAGCUCGCCAACAGAUGCCACUAUUGGGCAGUACGUGAAGAAGAUCCAGGAGCUCCUGCAGGAGCAGUGGAACUGCCUGGAGCACGGGUACCCUGAGCUGGCCAGCGCCAUCAAGCAGCCGGCCUCCAAGCUCAGCAGCAUCCAGAGCCAGCUGCUGAGCUCCCUCAACCUUCUGCUGUCUGCCUACUCGGCCCAGGCUCCCCAACCCAAGGAGCCCCCGGCCUCCUCCUCCUCCCCGCCGAUUGAGAUCUCCCCGUCGACCAGCAUUAAAUCCAUAAUGAAAAAGAAAGACUAUGGCUUCCGUGCAGGAGGUAAUGGGACCAAAAAGAACCUUCAGUUUGUUGGGGUUAACGGUGGGUAUGAGACCACCUCGAGUGAGGAGACCAGCGGUGAGGACAGCUCCCCAGAGGAUUUGUCUGACAGUGAAGCUGAGAAGAAGUGUGACGGCCCCGACCACAGGCAUGUCAAAGAUGCCCACCUCACCUGCGAGGCUGGGCAGGGCAUCCCUGAGGGUUCUUGUUGUGCCACCCAGGAAAGUGGGCCUGGGGAAGAGGUCCCCCACUCCAAGGCUGAGAGAUAUAAACCAUCAGAAGAAUUUCUUAAUGCAUGCCGGGCACUGAGCCAGCGUCUGCCGGAAACUGGGACUACCACAGACCAGCUCUUGAGGCAAAGCCUGAACACCAUCAGUCAAGAGUGGUUCCGCGUCUCCAGCCGGAAGUCAUCUAGCCCUGCCAUGGUGGCCGCCUACCUCCGUGAGGUCCAGCCUCACUCCCCACACUUCCUGCAGCUGCUUGUCAACUUGGCGGAUCGCAAUGGGAACACGGCCCUUCACUACAGCGUGUCCCACUCCAACUUCUCCAUCGUGAAGCUGCUACUGGAGACAGGCGUCUGCAAUGUGGACCAUCAGAACAAAGCUGGCUACACUGCCGUAAUGAUCACUCCCUUGGCUUCCGCGGAGACCAGUGAAGACAUGGCUGUGGUCUGGAAGCUCUUAAGAGAAGGAAAUGUGAACAUUCAAGCUACUCAGGGAGGCCAGACUGCGCUGAUGCUGGGAGUCAGCCACGACAGGGAGGACAUGGUUCAAGCGCUGCUUAGCUGCCAGGCAGAUGUCAACCUGCAGGACCACGAGGGAUCCUCGGCCCUCAUGCUGGCCUGUCACCAUGGUAACGUGGACCUGGUGCGGCUGCUCCUGGCACACCCGGCCUGUGACAGCAGCCUGACUGACAAGGCUGGCCGCACAGCUUUGUCCAUUGCUCUGAAGUCACCCACCCAUAUGGAAAUUGCUGGGCUUCUGAGAGCCCACGCGGAGCAGGGCAGGUCCCUGGGGCUGUAGGGGCUGCAGAAGAACUGGCAGCCGGGAACAAAAGCCUUCUUCUCUGGACUCCUCCCUCGCCCUUGGAGAAGGCAGAGGUCACAGGCCAGAGAGCCACCCCUCAAGAGAAGAAACUAUGCGAAAUAUGCACAUACAUUCCUGUUGUGUAAUUCUGCUCAUUAAGAUGCUUUGUAGUUUUUGCCUUAGGCCAAGCCCCAAAACUACAUGGGCUUCAGAGGAGGGUUCAAAGUGCAAGGCUGAGGGGUAUCUUGGUGUCAUCCAAACAUCCAAAACAUCUUCGGCCUUGAAUUCCUCCUGACUCUACCUUCUGCAGCAUUGUGUAGCAAGCAGGCAGGCAGGAGCACAGUAGCACAUUAGAAAAGCAAUACUUUUUACGUGGAAUUUUAAAGUGCACUAUCUUUUUAUUUUUAAGCAAGAGUAUACAAUUAUGUCCCAUUGAUAUGCAUGUCUAGAGAUGGGAGGGGAUUUAAGCCAACCUCCUGGCAAGCAUUCUGGAGAGGACCCCAGGAGAAUCACCAUGCAGACUGGUGAAACUGAACAAGCCCCAGCUGGGAGCUUUGUUUCAAUGGGGUUGACAGAGAAAUCUUAAAUUCAGACAAGGCAGGAAGUCUCAACUAUUUCUCAGUCAUCUAGUGGCUCCAGUUUGCUCUAGGGAAAUUGGAAUUAACUAAGAAAUUUAUUAUCUAGUAGUUUGCUAUGUAAUAAA